Messenger RNA from Salmo salar (Atlantic salmon), 2024 nucleotides. Lineage: Eukaryota; Metazoa; Chordata; Actinopteri; Salmoniformes; Salmonidae. The record is from RefSeq and is a predicted model, not a curated record.
UUCCAUCGUUCCUGUCAUUCUGAAAACCACAAAUCCUCUGGAUGGAUUCCACAGACCAAAUGAGGACGAGGAGUUUUCGCCAAAGGAGGCUUUGUUGUGGAGUACCGAGGUGAACUGCUUACACAACAGGAGGGCGAGGUCCGAGCUGAUCACUACAAUGAUUCUGCAAAGGUGUUUCUUUUCGAUUUUCAAUGGAAAGGAAGAACAUGGUGCACGAGAUGCAUCUGAAGAGGACUCCUCUCUUGGGAGACUCUUUAAUGAUGAUCACAAAAGACACAAUCUCAAAAUGAAGGCCAUACAAGCAAAGGAGGAGCCACACUUGUGCCUCUUCGCGACUCGAGAUAUUGUAGCUGGCGAAGAGUUGACUUAUAGUUACGGUGAUUCAGACUGGCCAUGGAGAACACAGGUCAUCAAAGCUGAUGUGUCAUCCAGCCCAAAACCUACGGUUCUAAGAAGAGGAAGUGGAGUGAGGAGGAGAAAGGGGCAGCGGGGGAAAAAUUGAUGCAAUUCAUCCACUCCAGAGAUACUCCAGGGAAAGCAGACUGUCUUUCAUGCAUCAAGGCAGCGCCACAAGCCCUCAGAGAGCAGGACUGGCGGGCAGUAAAGUAUUAUGUCAAGAAUAGAAUUACAUUACGUGAGAGGGACUACCAGAAAAUGAUGUAUUCAUGUAAUUUGAACUCGUUGAUAAACGGCUAAUGGCCAACAACUGCAUCAACCAGCCUUCCCUGUGGCUCAUUUGGUAGAGCAUGGUGUUUGCAACGCCAGCAUGGUGUGUGCAACGCCAGGGUUGUGGGUUCGAUUCCCACGGGGGGCCAGUACCAAAAAUAAUGCAUGAAAUGAAAUGAAAAUGAAAUGUAUGUAUUCACUACUGUAAGUCGCUCUGGAUAAGAGUGUCUGCUAAGUGACUAAAAUGUAAACCAUAAACUAAAAGUACAGCUAUCAUGCUUGUAAACAAAUUAUAGAGUUCAAAAACAGAUAUAUUUUUCUAAAUACUGUUUUGUUGCAUUUAACUGCCAAAAAUGCUGUUAUAGAAACAAUUUCCUUAGUAGGUGAUGUCAGAGGUCACCAUGUGGGAGAAGUGGGAGCUCAGGAUGAUGAGUUUCCCCUAGUAAUUACCAGUUGGAGGGCCAUUCAAGAGGAUUCUCCCCAGUGUUAUGUAAUAAAUUACCACUAGUAAUUACCAGUUGGAGGCCCAUUCAAGAGGCUUCUCCCCACUGUUAUGUAAUAAAUUACCACUAGUAAUUACCAGUUGGAGGCCCAUUCAAGAGGAUUCUCCCCAGUGUUAUGUAAUAAAUUACCACUAGUAAUUACCAGUUGGAGGCCCAUUCAAGAGGAUUCUCCCCAGUGUUAUAUAAUAAAUUACCACUAGUAAUUACCAGUUGGAGGCCCAUUCAAGAGGAUUCUCCCCAGUGUUAUGUAAUAAAUUACCACUAGUAAUUACCAGUUGGAGGCCCAUUCAAGAGGCUUCUCCCCAGUGUUAUGUAAUAAAUUACCACUAGUAAUUACCAGUUGGAGGGCCAUUCAAGAGGAUUCUCCCCAGUGUUAUGUAAUAAAUUACCACUAGUAAUUACCAGUUGGAGGCCCAUUCAAGAGGCUUCUCCCCAGUGUUAUGUAAUAAAUUACCACUAGUAAUUACCAGUUGGAGGCCCAUUCAAGAGGCUUCUCCCCAGUGUUAUAUAAUAAAUUACCACUAGUAAUUACCAGUUGGAGGCCCAUUCAAGAGGAUUCUCCCCAGUGUUAUGUAAUAAAUUACCACUAGUAAUUACCAGUUGGAGGCCCAUUCAAGAGGCUUCUCCCCAGUGUUAUGUAAUAAAUUACCAUUACCACUUAACCAGGUGUAUAUUAUCAUCAUAAAGUCUUUGACAUUACGUAUCUCUGAAUGUACUUUGUGUUUUUUUUUUUUUUUUUGUACUCCAGGGAACAAUACUGUACCCUUAUUUCUACGUGUGUAUACCUGCUUCCUGUCUGCCCCCCUGCCAGCCUGUCUGUCUGUCCCCCUGCUGGCCCGUGUGUCUCUGUCCCUC